CAGACAACAUCCGAAAUCUUCAAGAGCCAACGAAUGUGUACGAAACAAAAUUUUAUCGCUAACCACUGAAAAUAUUGUGGACAGAACAAACAGACAGUUUUCAACUUUUAUUUAUAAGUUUUCCUGCGGACGAAUAUAAAAACGGAGGUAAUAGGUGGCGGCUCAAAUGUGGACGAUAUCAAGCGCGGGACGACGUGCUCCGCGAGACAGACAGACAAUACAUUUUAUGUAAAUAUUGAAACUGGUGACAAUGAUCAUAUUCAGCAGUUUUGUGGUGCUGGCCGCGCUACUCGGCGUGUCUUGUGAGAAGCCGCUGGGUAGGCGUGUUGCUGUGCCCGUCAUCCACGUCAGGGGGACUCAUUACGAAGUUGGAUACGAUGUCGGCCGUACAUUCUCGUCAAUCAUCAAGGACUUUAUCGCGACAUAUGAGAACCUGCGAGACUUCGAGAAUGUGUACGCCACAGACACGGGGAGGAAGGCGUACGACACGACCCUGGCGAACAUGAAGAAGAAGUACCCUUACUAUAUUAAGGAAAUGCAGGGAGUCGCCGAUGGAGCCAAAGUGAACUUCACACAGCUGUUCCUGCUACAGAUGGACGACCUGAUCGGCAACGUGAACGACAACCACAUCCCCAGGAAUGACACCGGCGGCUGCAGCUCCAUUGCAUUCAAGAACUCUCAGACGACUUUGCUGGGUCACACAGAGGAUGCGUUCCAUGAGACGCUGAACCACUUCUACAUCAUGUCUGCCCACAUCAUACCCUCGCCUGAGGACGCCAAGGCUGGAGCGGUAGAGGAGCGGUUCUCGUCUCUGUGCUACGCUGGCCACAUGCCGGGAUACACCAUGGGCUUCAACGAGAACGGGCUAGUCUUCUCCAUCAACACCCUCAGCCCCCUCAUCCUGAAGUAUGGCAACACACCUAGGACAUUCAUCACCCGAGCGAUGCUGGCAGCCAAGAACUUCGAGGAAGCUGAGCACAUUCUACUGGACCAGGGCCUUGGCAUCGGCAACGGAUUCUCGGUGAACAUGAUCUGGACCAACAACUGGGGGGACCGGCAGAUAUACAACAUCGAGGUGUCUCCCGACCUGAAGGCAGACCACUCGCACCUCAACGUGCAGAAGUAUGACAAGGAACCCCUGGUGCACACCAAUAAAUACCAACGCACCAACGUGACAGAGGUGACCGGUCGUAUCAUAGAUAGCAGCGUAGCGCGCCUGAGGGUAAUCCACAGCUAUCCCAAGCCUCACACCCGCAAGGAGCUGGCGGAGAUCCUUUCUGACACCAGCGACAAGGAAUUCCGGCUGUUCCAGGACCAUCCUGAUGACAUUAUCAUGACUAUCGCAGCAGGUAUUUUCGAUCUGGACAAGCGCACAUGGAGCAUCUACAUCAACAAGCCAAAGUGCUCAGAGCCGGUUGCUGUACUGCCUAUCACAUUCUCCUCUUUGGACUACUAGAUACCGGGACCGAUACAACACGACAUAUAAUUAAUGAUUAAAGAAGAAACACAAGGGAGACACUAAAAAUAGUGGAUUGUUUAUAAGUGUAACUAUGUCUCCCUCGUACAUAAAUAUAUUGUGUGACUAUAAUAUAAUAAAGAAUAAGUAUGGGUACUUAAUUGUUGCUAGAGUUGUUUAGAAAUAAAGUUGAGUAGAUACAACGUAACUACAUAUUGAGAAAGUGUAGAAUAUUAUUAUAUAGAUAGCUCCAAGCCUGAAUGUUCAGACUACUGACUAUCACGCUAUUCCUAUGUUCAGUAUUUGAAUUUAAUUAUUUAGUACA
Molecule: messenger RNA, 1781 nt
Organism: Spodoptera exigua (beet armyworm)
Lineage: Eukaryota; Metazoa; Arthropoda; Insecta; Lepidoptera; Noctuidae
Source: the annotation of a GenBank genome assembly